Molecule: messenger RNA, 1482 nt
Organism: Trichomonas vaginalis G3
Lineage: Eukaryota; Parabasalia; Trichomonadida; Trichomonadidae
Product: SH3 domain binding
Exons: 1
Coding region: 1-1482 (493 amino acids)
Biological process (GO): regulation of transcription by RNA polymerase II
Molecular function (GO): transcription factor binding
Source: RefSeq, a predicted model, not a curated record
AUGAGUGAUAUUAAAUUUGUUGUUGAUUCUCAGUAUUGCAGAAAUUCAUCUUUAGUUAAAUAUGGAAGUGAUUUUUGUUUCGUUAUCAAUGGUCAUCGAUUUUAUACAACGCAAUCACACGCAGUUGUUGUAAGUGAAACAGUUCGAAACAUGUUGAUUACAGAUAAUAGUACACAAGAGAUUAAUAUUAAUAUUGAUACUGAUAUUAAUAAUAAAGAUUCAUUUAAUAAAGCAUUAAACAUUUUUUGUAAGUUUGUUCAAGAAGGAUAUGUUUCAGAAAACAUCGACAUCGAAACAAGUGAAAUUAUUUAUGAUCUUGGUGUUCUUCUCAAGAACGAAGAUUUUAUUUCACAAUACAAAUUCAUUAUUUCAUCAACAAUUAUCAGUGAAUCAAACAUCGAAUCAUUCAUCAGAUACAGUCUUAAAACAUGUGAUUUCGAUAAAACAUGUUCAUUCAUCGCAUCUCAUAUCUCUUUUCUUGGACCUUCAAAACUUUGUCUUCUUUUUGAAUCUGUUUAUCAUUCUAUUGCAUCAUCGUAUUUUAACGAAAACAUCGAUGAUACUUUUAUUGAUUUUAUUUCAAAUAUUUUGAGUAACGAACAUGUUUUUGUCUACAACGAAGAUGAUAUCUGUGAUUUUGUUAUUUCAUUCAUCAAAACAUUUUCACCUUUAUUAUCAUUUUCAUCAUCAUUUUCAGAAACAUCAAAAAUAUCAAAUACAUCAAAUACAUCAAAAUUCGACAAACUGAUUGAAUUCAUCAGAUUCGAAUUCUGCACAAACGAAACAAUUUCUCGUUUUAUCAAAUUUUAUUCUUCAUUCAUCAACUCCUUUGAUCAAGAAAUGAAAACAGGAAAUAAAUCAAAUGACAAUAUUCAAAACGAAAAUGAAAUCUUCACUCAUUUAUUUGAAACAUUAAUGUUAUCAUCACAGAUAAAAGAUAUAGAACAAUUUGAUAAAAUUUCAACAACAGAUGAAAAUAUAAAUUCAUUUGAAAAAUAUUGGACUUCAAAUAAAAUCCUUUAUAUUUAUGAUAUAUUUGUAAAAUGUAGUCAAGAACGAGAUCUUUAUUCAAUCAAAUUUGCUGUUGAUAAUGGAUAUCAUAAAGUAUACUAUUUUGCUAAUAAUCUAAUUCAUUAUGCAGCAAAAUUAAAUAAUUUAUCUCUUGUUCAAGAUCUUAUUUCAUGUGGUGUUGAUCCUAAUAUGAGAAAUGAUGAUCUAAAAACACCACUCCAUUUUGCUUGUUAUUAUAAUUCAAUCAAUGUUGUCAAAUUUCUUCUUACGUUUAAUGAAAUUGAUAUUAAUGCACAAGAUAUAUGUGGAGAUACUCCUCUUCAUAAAGCAUGCAAUUAUAAUAAUGAAGAAAUUGUUAAAAUUCUCAUCAGAUUAAGAGGUAUUAAUAUUAACAUAAAGAAUAAUCAAGGUAAAAUCCCUAUUAAAAUGACUAGCAAUGAAAGAAUUCAUAAUCUACUUAUUAAAAAAUGA